Messenger RNA from Megalobrama amblycephala (Wuchang bream), 3466 nucleotides. RefSeq names its product probable G-protein coupled receptor 160. The record is from RefSeq and is a predicted model, not a curated record. The transcript has 2 exons. Lineage: Eukaryota; Metazoa; Chordata; Actinopteri; Cypriniformes; Xenocyprididae. Gene Ontology annotation, cellular component: signaling receptor complex; plasma membrane. Bases 529 to 1599 code for a protein of 356 amino acids.
CAUUUCAAACAUUGUUUUAAAAAACAUGUGAUAUAUGAUAUAUCUCCUUCUAAGAAUCCUUUGAGCUCUGGUCCCCACCCAUAGCUGAAGGGACUCUGGACAGAAACACAAAGACAAGUUGCAUUACAAGUAAAUUACACAAUCUUAAAAGCAAUUAUCUAAAUACUGGCUGUCAUGCAUUUCAGAAAAGCAUAAAUCCUCACAAUCCACAAUGUUAAUCCUCAUAUGAGUUGCAAAACCAGACAUGAGUGCUGUAAAAAGGCAGCAUAACUUGCAAUACAUUAUCUUGUUCUACAAAGAGGGUCACAUGGUUAGAGUUCACAAAUGUCAGGACCGCCUAGUUAUUGUCUAGGGAAAGAAUGUAUUUACAGGUAAAUAGGAGUGGUUUAAAGAACGGGCUCUGACAGAACACAAGCACAUCUCAUUUUCUCACCCAACAAGACUCAGUUACAGAUUCUCUUGCUACUGAUGGAGCUCAUGAAUGUGUAGCACGACAACGACAUUUUCGAAAGGGUGAACUGAGACUAAAUGUUUAAUCUGCACUCAUCAUCAGCAAUUAUGAUGGCCGUCAUCUGGCCAAAGGGGAAAAAUGAGAACUUUCCCCAAGAUGAGACCCUGCAAUACCUGCUCAUUCUGUGCACCAAAGUAGGUUUGAACACAUUCGUUUUGUCUUUCUGGAGGCAUAGCAUUCUCAAGUCACUCCUGGGGCUCUGCAGUGUCUCUAUGUACGCAGCAGACAUGCUGUUGGUCUGUGCGGUCUCCGGCGCAUGGCUCUUCAAAGAACACCUACCCACCUCUACCUCGAUGUGCUUCAUCCUGGCUCAUGGAUCGGCUGUCUACGCCCUGCUUCCUCUACCCAUACUCAUCGCUGGGGCAUUUGACUACGCUAGCUACCCAAACCUAGACAUUACCCGUAGCUCUCGGAGCAGGGUUGUUAGUUACUGCAUUAUGGUUGUGCUUAUGUGGGCAUCGGCAUUCGUCUACACCUACCACUACACAGACACAGAACCUACAGAGAUUUACAAAGACAAGUUGAGAGUAACAGUGUGUCGUGUUCACGGAUCUACCGUAGUGUUUCAAUUUAAUAUGCAGAUAUCUAUUGCGGUGGGUCUCAUACUUCUGCUUUAUUUUAAGAAAUUGAUUGGUUGGCUCAGUAGAGCCAAUAAAUUGGCAGAACUGAGAAGCACAGCAUUUGUUCCUGAUCAAGACUUCCCUUAUAGUCAAUUUGGGGAAUGUGGAAAAUCAGAAAUUCAAGAAAGUUCCCCUCCUUUCUUUGUCAGUCUGACUCUAGGUUUUGCUGUGAACUGGGCGCCCUACCUGUUGAUGUGUUUGACAUGUGCAAUGGUGGGUUUUGUGGUGCCAGCAUAUGCCAGUGUCAACCUUCUGUGGAUGGCCUGUGCCAACAGUGUUCUGGUUGGCAUUGCCUUUUGGUUCAGAAGUGACAAGACUGGGCCUUACAGCAAAUUCCCAGAUGAAACUUGUUUUUGGAACACCUACUGGCAGUUGAGCAAAGGAAUAUUACCAACUGUGGACACAAUGCUGCCUACGAAAUUAUACAGAAUGGUUCACAAGCCCACUAUGCCUUUUCAAGAGAUAUAGUCUAAAAAGUUCCACUACUGGCAUGAUACUCUCCUGCAAACAUAAAUGUUAUGAGCAAGUUCAAAGUCGCAAAGAAAGGGCUGUACCAACAGAUUUUUUCUUUCAUAUCGUGGAGUAUAUCCGAAUAUUUUAUCUGAAAAAAAAAAUGAAGGGACUUGCUUCUAUCCAUCGGUUGUUGAUUGUAUUUUGAGAUGUGGCAGCUGCACUGGAAAUUUAAGCAGCAUAUUUGUGCCAUUUUCUUUAAAAUUCCAAUUUUAAAGCCAGUAUCACAUGUAUAUUUCACAAAGGAUGUGAUCCCAGAAUGCAUUGCAACAAGCUAAAUGGAAAAAAAAAAAAAAAAACAUGACAAAAUGUCCAACAUUUGUCCAACAUGACAAAAGUCAAAAGAAAUGUUUAAUAUACUUGAAUUUCAUUUCACAUAAAAAGUAAUCAAUGAACAUUUGACUAUUUUUAAUAUUUGUGUUAUGCAUGUUUGCAACUAUCAUAACGUGUCUAUUCCGAGUCCAUGAGCGGCAUGGUGAAAUGAAAAAGCAAAUCUGGAUGCGGCACAGCGCAAAGUACCCGACAGUGAACUGAUGGCCCGCUCUAUUUCUGACGUACACUCGUCACGCUUGCCCUAUUUUGGACACAAAGUAUUGUAUUUGCAACGGUCGCUUUAAUGCGUCCAGUGUGGACACAGUAGCUGCGUUUAGAUGGAUCCUAAUAAACUGAUUGUAAAUCGGAUUAGUUGCAAUAAUCGGAUUAGUUGCAGUCGGAAUAAAAAAAAGUGUAACAACGUAAAUUGGAAUGAAUUGGCCAAAUCCAUUUAAAAUUUCAUUCAGAUUGUAAGGGGUGGUUUAAAACUUUUCUAAUCCGAUCGAGAGGACAUAUGAACACUUGAUUGGAUUGAAACCCGAAACUGGAAAGUACUGUGCAAGUGCAAUGACGCAGAACUGGCGUAAUGACGUAUGAUGUGUGGAAUGAGCUACUGUUAUGGAGACAAAAGUGGAUACAGGCAAUAAGACAUGAAGCAUCACCAGGAAGAAUGGGUAAACUGUGGGAUCCUGACACUCAGUAUGCCAUCGUUUGCAGUAAAAAUGUCAUCACUGAUAAGUCAAAUAUCCAAAUGUCAGUUUUAUAUAUUGUAUUUCCUGUCGCCGAUUACGUUCCUCUCCGGUGGGCAUAGUUCUCAGAGUAAUAUGACAUGUUGUGUUCUGUCUCAAUUGCCUGUAUUGACUUUUGUGUCCUUAAACGUUAAUUUUUUUUUUUGGGUCGACAGCUUAUAAAAACGUAGUUCUGGGCUUUUUAGCUUGUUUGAGUUUAAAUCAAUGGAGAGGGUUGGACUGUUGGACUUUGGGAAGAUCUAUUGACAGAAAUGCAAUAUGAUAUACAUAACUAUGAACUGUUAGGUUUUUAUUACCUUAGAAUGAGCCAUUUCUAUCUCAUACACCACAGGUCCCCCCUCCAUGUCAAGUCGCCAUUAUGCGCCGGCAUGUUUCUACAGCAGCCCUAAACGGACAUACACUCUACAGAGCGCGUUUAGUCACUAUGUUGUUCUUCUAAAUCGUUCCUGUUUUUAGAGGCAGCUUGCAUCGUCACUACGUUGAAUACGCAAGAAGUAGUAGUAGUCUGGUUUAUUAGAAGCAGAGACCGAGAUGAAACCUUAUUGCUUCACACAGGCUACUCUCUUCUGUCUCAGACAAUGACAUCUUAGUCUUGUGUCGGCCAGACGACCACCGUAGCUUCACUGUAGCUUAGUUGCAGUUCGCAACCUCACCGCUAGAUGCCGUUAAAAUGUACACAUUGCACCUUUAAAGGGUUAUUUCACCCAAAAAUGAAAUUUCUGUAAUUGAUUAUGUCGUUCCACACCCAUAAGACCUUCGUUCAU